GCAAAAGCAUUAAAGGGUUAAAUUGCGGCACAGAUAUUAUUAUGCACUCAGAAACUGCUAAUUUGUCUUACCUUUGAUCCAAUAGUUUUGCACUCCUAUAGUCAUGUUUAUUCAAGUUGCAACACAGGUAGGGAAUAACAACCUACAAGAUAUUUUCAGUCUCGUGAUGCAAACAACCCACCCAGAACAACUGUUUCUCAGCACAAAUAGAGUCACUGUCACUACCAGUUUCUUUGUCUAUAAAAGGAGCCACAUUAUGCUUUCAUUCUAUCUGAAGCUGAGUUAGAAGAAAGUAAUCUCUUAAUUUCUCCCUCUUCAAAUUAUUUCUGCAGCUUAUGCUAAUACCUGACAUUGGGAAGGAAGAUGAAUUUGAUACAUGCAGAUGCUUUUGACUAUAAAGGAUUGCUCGCUGACAAGUCCAAAACUGGUGGUUGGCUACCUGCAGCUUUUAUUUUAGGAAUUGAGUUCUGUGAGAGGCUUUCGACGAUGGGUAUAGCAGUGAAUCUUGUCACAUACUUGAGUGGAAAAAUGCACCUGUCUACUUCAGCAUCAGCCAAUAUUGUCACCGAUUUUAUGGGCACUUCGUUUCUCCUGUGUUUGCUUGGAGGUUUUCUUGCAGAUUCUUUCCUUGGAAGAUUCAGAACUAUUGCUAUCUCUGCCAUAAUUCAGACCAUUGGCACUGGGUUGUUAGCUCUGUCAACUAGACUGCCAAGCUUGCAUCCACCACCUUGUGACACCACUAAUGCAGACAAAUGCGAGCCUGCUAGUAGCUUCCAAAUGGGAAUUUUGUAUCUCUCCCUUUACCUCAUUGCCCUUGGGACAGGUGGCUUGAAGUCAAGUGUUUCAAGUUUUGGAGCUGAUCAGUUUGAUGAGAGUGACGAGAAGGAAAAGGCUAAAUUAGCCUACUUCUUUAACAGAUUCUUCUUCUUGAUCAGUACAGGAACUUUAGUGGCAGUUACAGUGCUUGUCUACCUUCAGGAUGAAGUUAGUCGGAGCUUGGCGUAUGGAAUUUGCUCAGCAUCAAUGUUUAUUGCUAUUUCUGCAUUCUUCUUGGGAAUUAAGAGAUACAGAUUUAAGAAAAAUCAUGGCAGUCCCAUUGCUCAUAUACUGCAAGUAAUUGUAGCUGCUACCAAGAAAAGGACAAUGAAUCUUCCUUACAAUACAAGCUUGCUAUAUCAAAGAUUUCCAGAUGCAUCAAGAAUUCAUCACACCGAUCAAUUCAGAUUCUUGGAUAAAGCUGCAAUCAUUGCUGAAAGUGAUCAAGUGAAAGAUGGAGUCUUGGAUUGCAAUCCAUGGAAUAUUUGUUCGGUUACAAGAGUAGAGGAGGUAAAGGCAAUGAUCCGACUACUCCCUAUUUGGGCAACAACGAUUUUAUUUUGGACUACGUAUGCACAGAUGCUCACCUUCUCAGUUGAACAAGCAUUCACUAUGAAGAGAUCAAUUGGCGGUUUCCAAAUACCAGCUGCCUCCCUAACUGUAUUCUUUGUUCUAGCUGUGUUAAUCACUCUGGCAGUGUAUGAUCGCAUAGUCAUACCUCUGUGGAAGAAAAGGAAAGGAAAGGCUGGUCUUAGCAACCUGCAGAGAAUGGGUCUGGGUCUACUCCUCUCUGCCUUAGGAAUGGCAGUUGCAGCAAUUAUUGAACUGAAGCGUCGAUCAGUGGCCAGAGCUACCUCUGAAAUGUCAGUUCUUCCAAUCAGUGUUUUCCUUCUGAUCCCACAGUUUCUCUUAGUGGGCGCUGGAGAAGCUUUCACAUACACAGGGCAGCUCGAUUUCUUCAUAACCGAGUCUCCAAGAGGGAUGAAAGGGCUGAGCACGGGCUUAUUUCUUGUAACAAUCUCACUCGGCUUCUUCAUCAGCAGCUUCUUGGUUCUCAUUGUUCAGAAAGUCACCUUAAGCUUUGGCGGUGAUGGAUGGAUAGGAGACAACAUUAAUAAGGGGAGACUUGACUGCUUUUACGGGCUCCUGUCCAUAUUAAGCUUCAUAAAUUUCGGAUUGUACCUUGUUUCUGCUAGGUGGUACAAGAGACAGAUGCCUGCAAAGCCUACUCUGCAGGUUACCUGUGGGAAAGGUUCACCAGAAGAGGAGUGCUAAAAGACUAUAAAUUGAGGUUUCUAUUACCUUUGCAAGUGUUCAUAGCUCUUUUCUUUUUUUCUUUUUGUUUGAAGUUACUAUGGAAUGAGAUUGAUAGGUUCUUUUCUUUCCUCCUAUGUGCUUCUUUUUACCCCUUUUGGAUUGUAACAAAGUUAAUGUAAAUUUUGAAUGAAAUGUACUUCAAAGAAUGUAUGCUGGGGAUUA
Beta vulgaris subsp. vulgaris (sugar beet) is the source of this 2295-nucleotide messenger RNA. Its product is annotated as protein NRT1/ PTR FAMILY 6.2. NCBI's taxonomy places the organism in Eukaryota, Viridiplantae, Streptophyta, Magnoliopsida, Caryophyllales, Amaranthaceae. Gene Ontology annotation, molecular function: transmembrane transporter activity. The record is from RefSeq and is a predicted model, not a curated record. The transcript is spliced from 7 exons. Gene Ontology annotation, biological process: transmembrane transport; oligopeptide transport. Gene Ontology annotation, cellular component: membrane. The coding region runs from base 364 to 2091 and encodes 575 amino acids.